Molecule: messenger RNA, 3473 nt
Organism: Exophiala xenobiotica
Lineage: Eukaryota; Fungi; Ascomycota; Eurotiomycetes; Chaetothyriales; Herpotrichiellaceae
Exons: 4
Coding region: 265-3129 (954 amino acids)
Source: RefSeq, a predicted model, not a curated record
CGGCGUCGCUGGUUCCCGCGCCUCAUGGCCUGGAGGAAUUGUUCAAGCCACCCUCCUGAUAACGCAAUCGAGCUCUGACUGUGAAAUUUCUGGUCUUUGCAAUACUGGGGCGUCGAACCGGAGAUUUCAGGUUUUGUCCACCUUGCACAGUGAGUACCAUCUACCGCCCAUGGUGCUGCUCCGCGCUGCUCCACGUGCACCAACACACGGACCGCGUGUUUCGUAACGCAGUGUGAGUAUUGUUUACGCAGGUACGUCCCAUUCAUGUCUAGACACCUUCUCUACCGAUACUAUCGUUUUCACAUACGAGCUUCAUCACUUCCACUACUAUCGAGAACAAGACAGCCGUCGAGCAGCAUAUCGUUGCUGCUUCCAAACAUGAAAGCCUUACCCUUUACUCCCUUUCUCGGGCUGCUAGCCUUGCAGCCUCAAUUAUCCGCUGCCUACUGGCGCAUGGCCUGCAGCAUUUCUCAAACAGCUCGAGUCGACCCGAUUCUCAAUCCCGGUGGCGUCGCCAGUCACGUCCAUAAGUUCGCGGGUGGGAACAAUGUCAACGCAAAUUCCGACCACAGUUCCCUCCUUACGUCGACCUGUUCAUCUUGUGAAGUUCAGGCUGAUCUCUCAGCCUACUGGACACCUCAAUUAUACUUCGCGCACUCGGAUGGUGUAUUCGAAGAAGUACCAAAUUACGGAAUGACUGUUUACUAUGUUGGACGUGGCGGGGACACAUCGAACACUGUCGCAUUCCCAUCAGGGCUCAAGAUGAUUUCGGGGGAUACUACAGCGCGCUCGUAUGACACCAGCACAUUGACAUACUUGAACACGCGACCUGUAGCAGACCGGGUAAGUUUCCGUUGCAUAAACGAGGCUAACGAUAUUCCAGAAACCCACUACCUCAAUGAUACCGACUGUGUCAAUGGGCUACGAGCGCAAAUCAACUUCCAAUCUUGCUGGGACGGUGUCAAUCUUUACCUGGAGGACUCGGCACAUGUGGCUUAUCUCUCUAAUAUCGACUCUGGUGUCUGCCCUCCCUCGCACCCGGUUCCCAUCCCGGGCCUUUUCUUUGAGGUGUUGUAUUUCACAAACGAUAUUGAUCAAUCGGCCGGUGGCGAAUUUGUCUUCGCGAAUGGCGAUCCGACAGGCUACGGUUACCAUGCGGAUUUCAUGAAUGGGUGGGAUAUGGAUGUGCUGGACGACGCUGUCGCCAACUGUCUCUACACCGAUGUCGAUUUUGGUGUUCCCUCCGCUUGCCCUUAUCUCGUCACCAGCGAUACUUCCGACUUCGCUCGCCUCUGUCCAGAAGAACCGUCAGUGCUGACCGAGGCUGUACACGGCAACCUCACGGGCUUACCUGGCUGCAAUCCCAUUAGCUGGGGCCCUGAAUCCUCUCCCCAGAACGUUUGUCCCGUCGGCCAAGUCACGCCUCUCAAUGCCACAACAGCGUCGGCUUCCGGUAGUGCAACCAGCUCUACUACCGCCUCAAGUACCCUUUCAUCAAGCUCGACUUCAAGCUCGUCGUUGGCAACCACAAUGUCCGCGACCGAUGCUACUACCUCGACCAUUGGAGCUGGCGAAACCGUCACAACCCCGACAUCAAGCUCAAGCUCAUUUUCUUCCUCGGCUGCCUCGACUACGGACACUGCCGUAUCGUCCGUCUCCACCACUGGGAUUCAACCAUCUGAAUCACCGGCAUACGGUGAUUCGAGCGUAUUGCAGUCCACGUCCGGCUUUACAGACCCGAUCGUUUCUACUACUUCUCCUAUCUUGUCAACUAUGUCAAGUACUUCCACUACAGCACCUUCGGUCCUUACGACUUCGACGACAAUGACAACAGCGAUCGAUGUGACAACGAGCAGUUCCGCAACUCUAACCAGUGAUGCAGUGUAUGCACAGGACCCGACAAGUGGAAGCACCUCGACCGAUGCUCCGAAUUCCGGCGUCUCAAGUCAGGACACUGCAGUGGACACUAUCACGUCCAGUCCGACUAUCACUGACUCAACAGAUGACAGUGAAACAACCACAGUCACUAUCACCGAUUAUGUUACCGUCACUGUGACGGUCAACGGCGAUGUGGCCGGAAGUUCGGCAACUGUGGCCAGUUCAGCUACAUCGGCGGCUGGUGCAGCUAUUGACGCCACGAGUCAGGCACCUACUCUGACUAUAGCGGAAACGACAGUCACAGAAUCUGGAAGCACGCUGACCAUUCCUGCAAGUACCUUCCGGUGGCGCGAUGGGGCGUGGUAUCGUGGGUCUCGUGUCAACUAUAUUGAAACCACCAUCACUAUAACUGUGACUGGAAGUCCCGUCACAGUAGCAGGAAGUACGGUCUCAGUGGAAGCAAGCACCGUCACGCAGACGAUGAGCAUAUUCAGCGUCAAUGACAACAUGUAUACGGUUACCGGAAGCACAUUCACCACGUUUUACCCUGCUGCGGAGGCGACCACAGCAACAGCAAGUGCUCCUAUACAGUCAACAAGCACAUCUACUACCGACAACGGCAUGUACACGAUCACUGGGAGCACUUACACCACGUUCACUUCUGGACAAGCUUCAAGCAGCGUCACUGGAGCCGAAUUCUAUACUGUGGCCACUUCAACAAACUCACCAAGCGCGGCGGACGCAGCCAGCACUAUCACAGCACCAGCAAGUGCAGCGAGUACCGGCGGCAGCAUAUAUACGGUUACUGGAAGCACGUAUACCACCUUCGAGUCUGCAACAGUAUCAGCCACUACGGACGAAGUAACUUCGACUACGACGUUGUUCACCACUACCACCCUCUACGUGACGGUCACCCCCACAAGCACUACGACAUUGCUCACGCAAACCAGUUCGAGUACGGAAGCCUUUUCGAGCACGGACGCAAACAUCGCCCCAACAGCCUCACCGAGCAUUCAAGCCGCCGAAGCCAGCAGCAACACAACUUUGUCGUUGAUCACGGGCAUGGGCGGCGCCACGUCGUCCAUCUUGAGUUCGGGAGGAAGCGAAGCGACCACCUUCGUUACAGUGACAGACCUGAUCACCGAUGAGAUGACCUCGACGACGCAAACGACACUCACGCUGGCGACGGCGUCAUCGAACACGACAUAUUUCACGAUUCGGGGCCGCGAGGUACUAUUCACGCGGCGAUGAUGCAACUAAUUCUAGCAGCAGGACCGAUCAAGUCUAUUUCCAUUCGGUAGAGACCGAAUAUUGUUUGAAUAAUACUAAUUUUCUAGGCGCGUUUUCUGGAAUAUAGCACGAUACCACGAACGACAGUAUUCGGAACUGGACGGCACCAGCACGCGCAAUAUAUCGGACGGCAUUUUCGUGGGCAAGAGGGGUUUGACAGCAUCGUUGGAACGUAAUGGUUGCACGGUCUAUUGGGAGGUUGGUCCAUUUUGUUUGGGGGCUGGUACACUGUACAAAUAAUGGAGGAAAGUAUAGAAUACUUCAUGGCAUGUGGUAUAGGAUUGAAUGAAUAAUAUGCCAAGUUG